AUGGUUUUAUACAAGCGAAAACAGGUUACGUUUAUAAGGGCACCAGAGGUGCCCUCCGAUUUGAAUACGGAGGUUUUUCACAUAGCGGCGACGAAGGAAUGGUUUCUUACGUAUGAGGAUUAUUUGCAGAGAAUGGACUAUUAUCAUCGGAAAAAAUUUGUCUGUGAAAUCACCGGGAACUCAUGCUUGACGUUUUUCCAAGCGAUUGAGAGUGAGACCAAGGAAAUACACGAGGUGGAACGAAAUUUUCCAGAGGCUUUGAAGGAACAUAUAUUGAGGUUUUUGCAGUUCAACCGCAUCACGCGGUUGGACCAGUUGGUCGACAAGGUGUACCUGGUGUUUAAGAACGACUAUUUUCCAGGAGAGACGAUUAUUUUGAAAGGGUCGAUUCUUAACGGACAGACUGAGUCGGGGACGAGACAGAGAGGCACGAUUAAGGAAAAAAUCCAGUAUAGUAAUCCGUCAGACGGGUUGUUGACGAAAUAUCUUGUGGUUCGGGCAAACGACCAGAAACAAGCGAUAGUCAUAAACGAAAAGAUAUCACGAGACAGAAACCAUUUCACGAAAUGGCUUAUUAAGGCAUUUAUAAAGUUAACUAUGACCAGAUCGCAUAAGGUAGGCGCCCCAUGGGUGGUAAAAAAUAAGUUUGCUAAGAAAUACAGAAUCAACCAGAAAUAUCCUGACGAUUUGAAACAUUUUCAAUCGUCCACUCCGAGUGGUGAUAUUAUGUACGAAGGCGACGAGUUACCGUCAGCAGCAUUAGAGGUUCCUAAUGGAUACCGUAAAUUGGCCAAGAAGCCUGCUGCUUCUUCGUCGAAGAAUUUAAAGAAAAAAGCUGCUUUGAAUAGUAUAUUGGAUGAACCACCACCGGUAAUGACCCAAGAAGAUGAUAUAAAGAAGAGAAUUCCACCUCACCACAUUCCUGAUGUCUUGUCAGAAGUUGACGAGGAUGCACAUAAGUCAAGUCCUCAGCCAGCUUAUCCUACGUCCAAGAAGCUGGCAGUGAGCGAUUUGAAUCUUAAAUUCAAUUUACAGUACUCAAAGCCUAUUCCUGAAGUCCUAGCUGUACCAGAGAAUGCUAAGAGUUGGAACAAUCAUUUAAUCCAAAAACAUAAGGAAGAACAAGAAACCGAUACAAAAUUGGACCCUGAAAUGGAAGACGAGAUCAAGCGUCUUGGAGUCAGGAGUGUCAAAUCAAUUCAGGAUGCGUUGGAGACUUGGGUAUUCUUAAAUGUGUAUCACUCUGUUUUAAAGUUAGAUACAUUUACAUUUGAUGAUUUUAUAUAUGCCAUGGGUUGGACUCAUGACCAAUUCAAAAGGAUUGGUAGAUGUGAACUAUUGGAUGAAAUAUGGUGUGCUGUCCUCGGGGCUAUAGUGUCAAAUGAAGUACCAAAGAACAAGUCCUUGAAGCUUGAUAGCGACGUCAUAUAUGGAUUACAAAUUACCUUACCCGCGGAAGAUUCAUAUAUCAAUCCCCCCUCAAAGGAUGACAACGAAAACGAAAUUGGUCUCGAAGAGAGAGGUUCCGAUACUGACAUCGAAGAAAAUAUAUUGAAAAGUGAAGACGAUGCUGAUAAUGACGAAAGCCACGAGUCGCUCGAAAUAAUCAACGGUUCUAAAGAUAACGCAAAAGUUAAAUCUGAACAAGAAGUGAAACUCGAUGAUGAGAAUGAUGGUGAUGAUGAAGAGGAAGAAGAAGAAGAAGAAGAAGGUAACGAUGAAAAUGAAAAUGAGGAUGAACUCGAUGAAGAUGAAGAUCGUGAACAUAAUGCAUAUAUUGUCAUGAAUUAUCGUAAUAUUCCAUGGCACGAGCGCCUUCGUAAAAGAAAUUUCAGAGACGGUAAUUGGCAGUGUAUUUUACUUGGUGUAUUAUCGCUAGUUGAAUAUGUGCCCGCUUUUAAACCAGCCAUUGAUAAGGUGUACCGCGUAUUGGCGCCUAUUGAUAUGCCACCAACUUCCAGUACUGUAAUGAAUCAAUUUUACAAUGCUCUAGAUAUCGACUUGAAAUUACAGGUUUUAAGCAUUCUUGUUUCAUUAUUAAUGAAUGGUACGCAGGUUAGAAAUUACAUUGAUGAAUGCUUGGAUUCAUCUACUGUUUUGAGACGUAAUAGGUUGGACAAUAUAAGAGACUACAAGGUUGCAUACGAUUUAGCGCAGAAAUUACACGUUGAAAUACAUGAGAAGUUAAUGAACGCAAAAGAAGAGAUGGAGAACGCUAAAUCCAAAUCCAAGUCUAAGUCUAAGAAUAAACUGAAAGGAAAAGAUUCGCAAACUGCCGUUAAUACUGAUGCAGUUAAGAGAAGAAUGCCUAGGCUCAAUUUACAGACGUUUGAAAUGACUGAACAAGAAAGCAAAUUAGCCGAAGAUGAUAAGGGAUUCAAGGACCUUUGUGAGCAAAGGAAGGAAGCAUUGCUUAGUAUUGAAAAGUAUAAGCAAACUAAGCGUCAACUUGAAAAGCAAUUGAAUGAAAUAGAUUGCCAAAGAGUCAAGUUAUUGGGAAAGGAUCGUUUAUAUAAUAGAUAUUGGUGGUUUGAAAAUAAUGGUUUGCCUACAUUGCACAGUAAUACAAAUGACGUGGAUGAUAAUGAUGACGAUGAAAAUACAGCUGCCAAUAUGAAUAACGAUGAAGACGAUGAUAAUGAUGAUGAUAAUGCAGUUUUGGACGAAACUUACCUUAUGGGGAAAUUAUGGGUUCAAGGUCCUUCGAAUGAAGAUUUAAGGAUACAUUUCGAGUCAAAUUUAGAAGAUAUUGAUAAAUACCAUAAUUUGUACUUGAAUUAUGAACAAGAAUUGGAAAAUUUUUAUAAAUGCAACAACGACCAAGGAGAAGAUAAUGAGGAUUUUAAAGAGAACAAUAAGGAACCGUUCAAGCAAAUGAAUUUCAAUAAAUUGCCUCUUGGUUUCCGUAGUAUGAGUUCCGAAAUGUUUGGAUUGUCAUUUGAGCCUAAUCAGGUUACAAAAUUAUUGCCGGACUCAAAAGAGAAGGAUAUAGUGAUCGACCAUUUAGGAGGCCUAACUGUCUCAUCAUUAGUUAACUACUUGACUCCAUUGCAACGUAAAGUUCUAGAAGAGAACCCAGAUCCUUUAUUUAGUGGAUCAUACUGGAGAUUCUAUGACAAGCCGGAACAAGUAACAAAAUUAAUUGGCUGGUUGAAUCCUUGGGGUGAAAGAGAAGCUCUGUUGCGUAAAGAAUUAUUAGUUGUUAAGGAAGCGAUAGUUCAAAGUAUGGCGGCUAGAAGAAAAGCAUUAUCUUUAGAUCAGCAAGAAACUAAGGAGUUGGAGUUAGAACAUAAUAUUCAUCAGGUGACUGAAAAGCUAAAGUCUUUAGGUAAAGAUAUUGACUCAAUAUCUAAUCUGAAUGAAGAUGAAGCUGAAUCAGAAGAAGUACAAGAAGAAGAGGAUGAGGAGAAUGAAGAUGAAUUAAGAGUUGGUCGUAACAAGCGUCUGAGAAACAAAGUAGUUCCCUCGAAACGUCAAAAGACCAAGUCGUUCGCUGAUAUAAUAGGUAGCGACAACAUAAAUGAAUUGUCCAAAUUAUAUUCGGACUUGUUGAAUGAAUUACAAGAAGCAAAAGAAGAAAAAGAACUAUCCCGAGUUCUAGAGUGGGUUAAUUCCAAAGCCAUCGAUAAAUUUGAUAGGUCACUUUAUGAAGGAGGCGAUAAGUCUAAGGCUAGAACUAAAUCGAACAAAUAA
This is a messenger RNA of Debaryomyces hansenii CBS767, 3693 nucleotides long. RefSeq lists its product as uncharacterized. The transcript has a single exon. The coding region runs from base 1 to 3693 and encodes 1230 amino acids. Lineage: Eukaryota; Fungi; Ascomycota; Pichiomycetes; Serinales; Debaryomycetaceae. The record is from RefSeq and is a predicted model, not a curated record.